AUGAGUACCAGUGUCCUCUCGGCAACGUGCCGGAGUCACAUCGUUUCAUACAAGCGCCCUCCAGGAGUUGGACUUGGUUGGGGCGACUUUGAUCGCUUCUAUGAAUGGCAGUUACUCGGCCGUAAGGUUCAAAAGUCGAUGGUGCGAGCUCAGAGGUUUCAGCAAUCCAACUCUCCCCACAUGACCUUCAUUUCCGAGUUGACCGGCUGCCUUCAUAUUGUACGAACAGAUUCGACCAAGAUUGAAUCUCGAAGGAAACUCAAGAGACUCAACUUGUGGCAGAAGCUCAAAAAUGGCAAGAAUUAA
Messenger RNA from Fusarium fujikuroi IMI 58289, 306 nucleotides. RefSeq lists its product as uncharacterized. The record is from RefSeq and is a predicted model, not a curated record. The transcript has 2 exons. Lineage: Eukaryota; Fungi; Ascomycota; Sordariomycetes; Hypocreales; Nectriaceae. Bases 1 to 306 code for a protein of 101 amino acids.